Messenger RNA from Aureococcus anophagefferens, 924 nucleotides. RefSeq lists its product as hypothetical. NCBI's taxonomy places the organism in Eukaryota, Pelagophyceae, Pelagomonadales, Pelagomonadaceae. The annotation marks the transcript as partial. The transcript has a single exon. The record is from RefSeq and is a predicted model, not a curated record.
AUGAAGCUCACCUACAAGGGCACCUACGUCCUCGCGGCGGCGCUGAACGCGGGCGUGCCCAUUUCGUAUUAUCCCAUGUUCCAGGAGCUGCCGAAGAUUUUGAAGGGCGACGGGUCCAUCUUCGCGGCGCAGGAGGCCGACGGCCACGAGGUCCACGUCGACCGCGUCCUCAACGUCGUCGCGUCGGGCGCCCAGCACCGCCGCUUCUUCGAGCACAUGUGCAACGGGCUGCUGAGCCGCGUCUUCAACGACGAGCCGUUGGAGCAGCAGCCCCGCGCGGUCGCGGACAUGGGCUGCGGCGACGGGCGCUUGUUGCUGACGCUCUACGAAUACGUGCGGGACCAGACGAAGCGCGGCAAGCACCUCGACAAGCACCCGCUCACGCUCAUCGGCGUCGACUUCAACGACGAGUCGCUCGAGGUCACGAAGGCGACGCUCGCGCGCGCGGGCGUGCCCUUCGAGGUCCAGUGGGGCGACAUCGGCGACCCGGCCUUCGUGGUGGAGGCGCUGGAGAAGAAGGGCUACGCGCGCGACUCCGUGCUCCACGUGCGGUCGUUCCUGGACCACGACCGGCCCUACGUCGCGCCGAAACGGGACGCGGACGCGUUCCGCAUGUACACGCGCGGCGUCUACGUGAGGAACGACGGCGACGUCAUCGCGCCCAAGACCAUGCUCCAGUCCCUCGUGGAGCACCUCGAGCGCUGGAGCGACGCGGUCGGGUUCCACGGGCUCUGCGUGCUGGAAGCCGGGCAGCUGCCGCCGCUCGUCGCGGGCUACGAGAUGGAGCGCUGCGUGAGCCUGGCCUUCGACUGCUGCCAGACUUUGAGCCACCAGUACCUCGUGCCGCUGCCCCAGUGGCUCGUCUGCGCGGCGGCCGCGGGCCUGUUCCCGGACGCGCACUCGCUCCGGACGUUCCCGGAGUCC